CUUUGUGUCAGCAGGAGGGAGAAUGGACACAAUACAGACAGAAAUAUAAUAUUGGGACACGCCUGGUACACAAUUAUGGAAAAGGGCAAAGAUUUAAGGGCAGUGAUGUUCAGCUUUCCUCACUUCAGCAGUGGGCAGUUGAUGGUCUAAUUCCACAAAGGAUGACUAUAGGUCAAAACUGAAAGCGCAAGCCGUAACAGUAGGUGUUGACAUUUUUUUACCGUAGCUAAACAAACAUUUGAAGAAGAAUGAAGUAAAAGAAACGUAGCGAAGGUCGGAGACUGUAGGAUUUUGUUUCAAUGGUUCUCAAUGUUUUGCGACAUUUUCAGCGGUAUCUCUACAAAGUGCCAGUCUAGUGUCAACAAAGCCAUAUCUGACAUGUUUGAGAAAGGCAGGGAACCUUCUUAGGACUGAGAUUGCCUUUGUACCUCCAGACUGGUCAGCAGAACUGUACUGUAUCUCCAACGCUUGAGGAAGAACAUUUGGACCAACUCUGCAAACACCUGGCACUUACUCUUUACGCAGCGUCAUGAAACACAUCAUACCUUCAUAGAAGACAACUUAGAAGGACAUAGAAGUUCCUUAACGAUGAACACCUCUCAGCAUCAGAGCCUGGACGAGAACGUGGUCUUUUCUCUAGUGCUUGAGUCCAACCCAGAGUUCCUUCACUCCGAAGCUGAGAGAUACGCUGUGGAGCAGCUGCUGACCGCUGGUCCUGGAGCUUUCUAUUCCAAACUUGGCAAAGAGAGACUAACACACUUCCUCUCACCGGAGGAGGUGAAUCAGGUGUCCAGCUGGGUUGAGGAUUACCACAUUAGUGAUGUCCCCCUGGACGAUGGAAACUUUGAAGAACAAAGUGGCACUGGGACUCAGGGAUACUCCGUUCUGUACUUUCCCAUGCAUUCGGAUAUCCCGGCCCCAUGCCUAGAGUUAGGAUGGCCGGAGAAGGCUAGGUGGGAAGGUGUGGACCAGGCUAAGGUCUACACCAAUCCUCCAGUGGAGCAGAUGCCCCACAUUCGGGAGGUGGUCAGGAGGCUGCUGCAGGGGGCGACCAUGCUGAUUGCUAUAGUGACAGACAGAGUGACGGACAGCGCAGUGAUCGCGGAUCUUCACUGCGCUGCAUCGCGAGGCGUUCCGGUGUACAUCAUCCUGAACCAAAGAUCCGUCCAGGAGAACUUCAACCCAAACCGACUCAGACACCCGAACAUAAGAGUUCGGGCUGUGGGGGGAAAGACGUUCUUCUCUCGGGAUGGGAAGAUGGUGGUAGGAGAGCUGAAGGAGAACUUUAUCCUGGUGGAUCUGCAGACAGUGGUUCUAGGUAGCUACAGUCUCACCUGGACUGAUGCUCAUUUGCACCGGCAGCUCAUCACAGUCAUGAGCGGACCGGCGGUUGAGUCUUUUGAUCGGGAGUUCCGCGUCCUUUACGCAGCCUCGCUGCCCAUUCCAGAUCAGUGGAAGUCCUGUAGACCUGUGGAGCUCUCCAGUGCAGAUGAACCUCACACUCUUUACCAACCAGAGCACCUUGAACCAUACAAGCACAAAUCAGCACUUACAGCGAAACCUUACAGCCCCCCUCCACCCCCAACUGACUGCCUUCUGGAUUGGGAAGCUCUUGGGGUCGUCCAUUGGAACCAAGGCAUCCCAGAAGGUCCGGAUAGAUUGCUGGGGGUUCGUGAGAAGCCGCUCCAGUGCCACAGUGCAGGAUUAAAUGGGCAGCCUGAGGCUGCUGGAGCCAGAAGAGGAGCUGGCGUAGAAGAGCCUGGUUCCACCGAGUUCCAAGUUGAGCAUAAGUUAUACCCCAGUGUUAAAGCUGAGCCGAGACAUACAGCGGAUCAUCAGACAGUCUUCGGGUUCACACGAAAACCAGAGAGGCUCCCAUACAGGCGUCUUAGUCUAGCACUGGAAACAGAACGUGAGGACUGGGAUGGGAUGCUCAGGCUCCACGAGCACAGGAGGAACAUGAUGCCAAGGGACGAGUCUGAGACCUUUUCACAUGCUCACAGACGAGACUAUCCACUGCGGGUGGAACGGAGUAUGGGAGAAAAUAUGAUUCCUGAGGAGGUGCCGCCAGAGCCUGCUGCCAAUCACAAGAAGCCGCUUAUCCUGAGGGUUCCGCAGACGGAGGGCUGCUUCAGCUCUCUGAGCGAUAUUCUAAAAAGAAUCAACUCUCGAAAGAGCGCCAAAGAGCAGCAGAAGAGAGUGGCUAAAACUACAAUCAGCAAAUCCAUGCUGGACCUGAGCGCAGCAGGCACAGCGCAAAACACCAGCUUCUAUGAAAGCUUCCCCCUAACUCCAGCCCUAGCGCUCAUUAAAAAGCGAAAUGAUGAAAUCAAAUCUGGACUCCUGAGGCCCCCGAGGACCUUCCUGCCGUCGCCUAGGCCACGCAGUUCCAGUUUUGCCCUGCAGAGGGAGCCCUGGAGAUCUCCUCUCUUCAGAGAGCAGAGGAGUGACGAGGACCAGUGACGUAAUUCUCAGGGUGGAAACUCCCAACAUAGGGGUUACCUUACCCACAGCGUGAUGACCUGACACUGCAUUGACAUUUACUUCUGUGUUUACAUGGCCUUUGAAGUUGCUACGUCAUCAAGCCACAUUUGACUGACACAGCAAGAAAUAUUAGUAAUUAAUCAACGGAGCUAA
Colossoma macropomum (tambaqui) is the source of this 2637-nucleotide messenger RNA. It is a transcript of the gene sack1e, whose product is annotated as family with sequence similarity 83 member E. The transcript is spliced from 8 exons. The record is from RefSeq and is a predicted model, not a curated record. NCBI's taxonomy places the organism in Eukaryota, Metazoa, Chordata, Actinopteri, Characiformes, Serrasalmidae. Gene Ontology annotation, biological process: epidermal growth factor receptor signaling pathway. Bases 589 to 2463 code for a protein of 624 amino acids.